Molecule: messenger RNA, 285 nt
Organism: Mesocestoides corti
Lineage: Eukaryota; Metazoa; Platyhelminthes; Cestoda; Cyclophyllidea; Mesocestoididae
Source: the annotation of a GenBank genome assembly
AUGGCCGGGUGGCUUACACCACAGGUAAAAAAUCUUGAGUCAGCGAAGGAGUUGUCGCCAAAUGUUGCUGUCCGUCACCAUCUUCUAUCAGAUAAGAACACGGACUACCGCAAUGCCCACCAACGGACGCGCAAACAGACAGGACUUCUCAGUGCAGUCAAUCGAACACGCGAAGUCCGCUACUGGCGCUGCCUUCCUUCGACCUUCGAGUUGGUCCGAGGAAGGAAACUCCACGUUCCUCUCAACGGCGCACUUACGAUCGUGUGUGUUCAAACACUGCGAUGA